GUUAACAGCGAGUUGUUUUUAAAAAGCAUUAAAGUGUUUUCAAAAUAUAUUUUAAAUUAGAUUUGGUUAAAAAAAGCUAUAAUGACAUCGGUAGAAUUAUAUUUUUCCGAUGAAGAAGAAGAAAUUUUGGAAGUGAAAAGAAUAAGGAGAAGUUUAAGGGACAGUUUUAAUCCGAUGGAGUUAGACAACGACGUAUUCAUAAGAAACUUUCGUUUAUCAAAGCCUGCAUUUCUUCAUGUGUAUAAUAGUAUUGAAGAUAAACUGCAAUUAAACAUAAGACAACAAGCUGUACCAAACAUUAUUAAAUUAGCGGCUGCCUUAAAGUUUUUCGCAUAUGGUGAUUACCAGACAUCUUUCUUCGAAAAUGAUCUCGAUAUGGGCCUCGCACAGUCUACACUAUCAUAUAUAUUUAAGGAAGUAUUUGAUGCACUGGAAAGUAAUAUUUGUUCAAAGUAUAUAAAUUUUGAAUAUAAACCGGAUGAACUACGCAGAGUAAAAGACCAUUUUUACGAAAAAUAUGGUAUUCCAAAUGUUAUAGGUUGCCUCGACAAUACACACCUCAAAAUUAUAAUGCCAAAGAAAGAUCUUCGACAUUUGUAUGCAAACCGAAAAGGCUUUUUUAGUUUAAAUAUUUUAGUUGUAUGUGAUGACUUAAUGCACAUACGAUAUAUUGAUGCAAGAAAUCCUGGAGCAACAUGCGAUGCCGAUGUUUGGAAUAAGUCAAGUUUAAAGCGAAAACUUCAUGAAGAUUAUUGUAAUAACCGCAAAACUGGUGUGCUUUUGGGAGAUGAUAAGUAUCCCCUUACUCCAUAUCUUUUAAUACCCUAUAACAAUGUAGAAAAAGGAUCAUUGCAAGAAAAAUUUAACAAUAAACAUAAACUUGCACAAGAAGUUAUUGAAAAAAUGUUUGUAAUAUUGAAAAGUAGGUUCAGAUGUUUACUGUCAACAAAAGAGUUGCAUUAUAGUCCAGAAAAGGCAACGCAAAUAACUAAUAUAUGUGCUGCACUACAUAACAUUUGCUUAAAAUAUAAAGUUGAAAUGCCUGAUAUUCAAAAAGAAAAUAAUCAAAAUGAUGAUAAUUCGAUCGAUGCUAAAUAUGGAGAAGAUGAAAUUAUCAAAACGUCAUCAAAUGAAUUAUAUAAUGGUGGAAAGUUAGUGAGAGAUUCAAUAUUAGAUCUUUUUAAAAAAUCAUAAGCCCUUGUGGCAACAGAAUCUCAAUAUAACACACAAAACACAAAAAAUUUUUUUAUUUUUUUAGAUUGGGUAAAGUCUAUAAUAUUGUUAAGUUUUAUUCUCUUAUAUUUUAUAAAAUGCAUUUUAAA
This is a messenger RNA of Condylostylus longicornis, 1322 nucleotides long. RefSeq names its product putative nuclease HARBI1. The transcript has 5 exons. The coding region runs from base 82 to 1194 and encodes 370 amino acids. Lineage: Eukaryota; Metazoa; Arthropoda; Insecta; Diptera; Dolichopodidae. The record is from RefSeq and is a predicted model, not a curated record.